Messenger RNA from Notolabrus celidotus (New Zealand spotty), 3111 nucleotides. RefSeq lists its product as uncharacterized. Lineage: Eukaryota; Metazoa; Chordata; Actinopteri; Labriformes; Labridae. The transcript is spliced from 13 exons. The coding region runs from base 16 to 2649 and encodes 877 amino acids. The record is from RefSeq and is a predicted model, not a curated record.
CAGGGUCUGAGCAUCAUGGCCUCCACAGUCCUGCUCCUGCUCCUGGUCUCAGUGGCGUCUGCGUCGCAUCACAUGGGAGGAAGAACGGGCUUCACCUACAGAGGAAGAAACCCUGAUGGGACGUACAGAGUGGACUUUUAUAACCGGGACGCCUAUGACCGCUGUGUCUACUCACACCACUGGUUUUGUUACCAAGGCAACUGUGGCAGUGAACAACAAAACUCCUAUCAACAGAGAGCGAUAAUCGACAACAGCACCAACGCUCCAUCCUAUGAAAACCUUUGGUGUGAAACUGAAUCCGUCCAAACAAGACAUCUUCAGAGUAACAAACCUUUUUACAUGAGGGUGAGCAGCUGUUGUUGGAUUCAAACACGUAACGCUGUCGGCAACUGGAGGCUCAUGACUUUUGUUGAUUUGGGAACAAGAUCUGACACCAAAGAACCAAACAGAUCACCAGACUUUGGCAUUCUACCUUUCCUACGAGUUCCUCAGAACUGUCCCCGGACCUACAAGCUGGUAAACUUUGAUCCAGACGGUGACAAGGUUCGAUGCCGAUACGGAAAUAUCCCAAGUUUAGAGUGCAGCAGGUGUGACCAACCUCCAGGCUUCUACCUAAACCAGGACACCUGCACAUUACAAUACAACAGCGCCAGCCAUGACUACAGGAUUUUUGGGUUUGAGAUGAUGGUGGAGGACUUCCCUCAAGCGCCCAUCAUUCUGAGCUACUCAGACGGAUCUCAGUCCUACAGAAAUCCAAUCUCCAAGAGGAAGAAGAGAGGAGUCCACCCUUAUUGGUAUUACACCUCCUCAACUUCAGCACCAACCUCAACACCUACAACUACACCUACAACACCAGCUCAGGCGGUAACACCAAACUCAUGGCAUUGGGGGUGGUGGACUACCAGUGCAUCAACUACACCUACAGCACCAGCUCAGACUGUAACACCAAGCUCAUGGCAUUGGGGGUGGUGGACUACCAGUGCAUCAACUACACCUACAGCACCAGCUCAGACUGUAACACCAAGCUCAUGGCAUUGGGGGUGGUGGACUACCAGUGCAUCAACUACACCUACAGCACCAGCUCAGACUGUAACACCAAGCUCAUGGCAUUGGGGGUGGUGGACUACCAGUGCAUCAACUACACCUACAACACCAGCUCAGACUGUAACACCAAACUCAUGGCAUAUGGGGGGGUGGACUACCACUGUAUCAACCACACCUGCAGCACCUACCCAGCCUCUCAGUAAACUCCCCCUGCAUUUCUCCCUCCUUGUGGACCAACCUGUUCCCUCAUGUCAUCCGGGGGACUACCUGCCGAAGUAUCUCAGCCCGACUCCUGAAAACGGAGCGCACAUUCACGCAGAGGUCGGCAAAGAAGUGGAGAUCCGAGUCAAAGCACAGGCAGCAUAUUCUACAAUUGAAAACAUCAUCAUGAGCGGGCCGCAGAAUACCAGAAAGCACAAGAACACCCAUAACGAGUUUGUCCUAACGUGGACACCGACUCAAGACGACCUGGGAAACCACUACGUGCUCUGCUUUGCCGUGGAAGCAAAGACCGGGUUGAACGUCUACCAGUCAGACAUGAGGUGUGUCGUUGUGGACGUUGGGAAGAAGAUCGUGGAAGCCAAAGUGAUCUGCACCGAGACCACGAUGACAGUGGAGGUGGACAAAUCCACAUUUCCUCAACUCCACGAGGAUCAUUUGCGGCUCAGUGACCCCUCCAACGUCAUCUGCAGCCUAAAGACUCACUCCAACAGCACCCACGUGAUCGGCAUCAUCCCCCUGAACGCCUGCGGCACUCAGAUCGAGGAAGACGAUGAGUUCCUGAAGUUCAAGAACGAAAUCACCACGUUUGAUAACGUCACAGACUUGAUCACCAGGAAACACCUGCUGGAGGUUCAGUUCUACUGUCAGUACCCCAAACGAGGGAACGUGACUCAGAGCUUCCUGGCACACAGGAAGAGCAUCACAGUCUGGGAGAAAGGCAUGGGCCAGUUCACAUACCAGUUCGAGUUUUAUCCCGAUGUGCAGUUCAGGACCAAGAUCGAUCCCAACUCCUACCCUCUGGACUACUACCUGGGGAACCGCAUCUACAUGCAGAUCGAGGCCACGUCUUCAGUCAACAACACCGUGAUGUUUGUGGAGUCCUGCAGAGCUGCACCGUACGACAACCCAAACUACAAGCCAGUCUACUCCAUCAUCGAGAACGGGUGCAAAGUGGACCAGACUGUUGAUAUCCACUCCCCUGACCACGCCCAGCAGUUCAGGAUGAGCCUUGAGGCCUUCAAGUUCAUCGGUUUGCACGACCAGGUGUACAUCAGCUGCUCAGUCCUGAUGUGCCGGGCAGGAGACCCCAACACCAGGUGUGCACAGGGAUGCAUCAACCCUCCGCAGGCUCAGAGUCAGCCCCAUGGCAGGCGAAAGAGAGCAAUCGUCACCCAGAGCUCGGCCCACAUGGUUUCCCAGGGUCCUCUGCGUUUGAGGAGAUCAGCAGAGCGUGCAGACAGCCCAGCGAUGAACCUGAACCUGAACCUGAUUUUCAUCGCUGGAUGUCUUCUUGCAGCCGUUGGCAUGAUCAGUGGAGUGGUCCUUUAUAAAGCCAGGAUAACCAAGGUCAAAUACCAGCCUCUGUCCACGUUUGAGAGUUAAGAUGAGCAGAAGGUUAUCACACUUUGGGUUUAGGUCUGUUAAGGGAUACUGGGUGGUGUGUGUUUUAUGAUUUAAAUGAUGAAUGUCUAUUGAUCAUUUUAUGGAAAGCACUUUAAAUUGCCUUGUUGCUGAAAUGCGCUUUAUAGAUAAAUUUGCUUUGCUUGCCUUGCCUAUUGACUUGUACAGAGUUCUUUAAAGGUGGGAGGGUUGUGAGAGCUGUGCAAAGGAAGAGCAGUAAAAAAGCUUGUUAUUGAUCAGCACUGAAGGAACGGUGAUCAUCGAGCACUGCAGCUGCACGGUGAUUAUUCAGGGAUAUUAAGCAGCUUCACAAGUGCUUCAGAUAAUGAUAAAUCCUGUCCUAUCACUUAAAUACUACUUGUGUGCUUUUAAAGCAGCCUGGUAGAAACAAACAGAAUGUUUGAAUCAUGAAGAAUUGAUCAAUAAAGUAUGAUCUUGAUUGUC